AUGGCGGGCAGCAGCUCGUCGUCGCCAGCUCCCGCCGCGGCCAUCCCGCUGUCGAACGUGGAGGCGCAGUGGGAGAAGCUGAGCGGCGAGGAGCAGCUCGCGGUGCACCAGCAGCUCGAGCAGAUCCAGAAGAAGGACUGGAAGGAGCUGUCGAUUGACGAGAAGAAGGCUGCGUACUACGUCGCGUUCGGCCCCCAUGGUCCCCGUGCGCCCGUCAACCCGCCUGGCUCCGGCGUGAAGAUCCUGUUCGCGACCCUCGGUCUCAUCGGUACCACCGGCCUGCUCUACUACGCUCUCCGGCAAGUCUCGGUGAAGCCACCGAACACUAUGACGAGAGAAUGGCAGGAGGCGAGCAACGAGCGGGCGAAGGAGCAAAAGAUGAACCCUAUCUCUGGUAUUUCGUCGGAAGGGUACUCAGGCAAAGGCUUCGUCACCGUCAAAUAG
Gloeophyllum trabeum ATCC 11539 is the source of this 444-nucleotide messenger RNA. RefSeq names its product cytochrome c oxidase subunit IV. Lineage: Eukaryota; Fungi; Basidiomycota; Agaricomycetes; Gloeophyllales; Gloeophyllaceae. The record is from RefSeq and is a predicted model, not a curated record. The transcript is spliced from 4 exons. Gene Ontology annotation, biological process: mitochondrial electron transport, cytochrome c to oxygen. Bases 1 to 444 code for a protein of 147 amino acids.